GCCGAAGAGCGGUAUCCAGGGCUUACCCCGCGCAUAUGCCCCGCACCUGCAUCCAGUUAUCAGGACCUGACCAACCACGGCAUCUGCUUUGACGUCGUAAACGCCGGAUAGUGGUGGUCGGGCGAUUUCCGAUAAUGCUCUUGAACAGAUAUGGUUACGUGUUAGACAGAUAGAGUUACGUGUUAGAUCCGAGGUAAAGGAAGUCUAUCUCGCCUCGUACGAAGGCAGUCACUGCAUCGCGACUUCCAUUUGUUGACACUACAGAGAACGUGCCUUCUUCCAGCUGUCACUUCCAAGGCUUUCUAUUGACCUCUUCUCCAUUGUACAAUCCCCACUUCUUGUCAACUUUACAGCUCAAGAAUCACAAACAUGUCUCCUCCGUCGGCAAUUGAGCCCCAGGCAGGCGACGAGACCAAGCCCAACACGGUUGCCCCGAACGAGCCUGGUCUGAACCAGAAAGAUGGAAAGGCGGAGAUGCUUAAAUUCCCCAAGCCGCCAAAGUUUGACGAUCCGUACAAAGAGCGCGCAUAUCUGAAGGGCCGACUUGCGGCUGCCUUCCGCAUCUUUGGCAAAUAUGGCUUUGACGAAGGUGUGGCUGGUCACAUCACGUUGAGGGACCCUGUAGAUCCGACAACAUUUUGGGUCAACCCAUUCGGUGUUGCUUUCAGCUUGAUCAAGUCUUCCGAUCUCAUCCUUGUCAAUGAUAAAGGCGAAGUCAUCGACGGUGGAGAGUGCCGACUGCUGAACACAGCAGCCUAUAUGAUACACCAUGCUGUCCAUGACGCGCGCCCCGAUGUCAUCGCUGCAGCACACUCGCACUCCAUCUACGGCCGCACGUUCUGCGCACUGGGUCGCAAAUUGGACACCAUCACCCAAGACUCGUGCGCGUUCCACAACGACCACGUUAUUUACGAGUCGUUUAACGGCGUCGUACUAGCCGCGGAGGAGGGCAAGAACAUUGCAAAGUGCCUGGGCGACAAGAAGGCGGCGUUACUUCAGAACCACGGCCUGUUGACCGUGGGCAAGAGUGUGGAGGAGGCGGUGUUCUGGUUCAUAAGCAUGGAGAAGUGCUGUCAAGCACAGCUGAUGGCGGACGCGGCGGCGGCGGGACGAGGCGGAGAGACUGUGAAGAUUACGGAGGAGGACGCGGUCUACACACACAAGACGAUUGGGAGUACGCUGGCCGGGUGGUUCAGUGCGAAGCCGUUGUUCGACGUGAUACACAAGGAGACAAACGGAGAUUAUCUCGAGUAGGAGUGUUUAG
Alternaria alternata is the source of this 1264-nucleotide messenger RNA. Its product is annotated as class II aldolase/adducin domain-containing protein. Bases 370 to 1254 code for a protein of 294 amino acids. Gene Ontology annotation, cellular component: cytoskeleton. The record is from RefSeq and is a predicted model, not a curated record. Lineage: Eukaryota; Fungi; Ascomycota; Dothideomycetes; Pleosporales; Pleosporaceae. The transcript has 2 exons. Gene Ontology annotation, molecular function: actin filament binding.